Messenger RNA from Budorcas taxicolor (takin), 2360 nucleotides. RefSeq names its product integrator complex subunit 14 (gene INTS14). The coding region runs from base 264 to 1820 and encodes 518 amino acids. The record is from RefSeq and is a predicted model, not a curated record. Lineage: Eukaryota; Metazoa; Chordata; Mammalia; Artiodactyla; Bovidae. The transcript has 12 exons. Gene Ontology annotation, biological process: snRNA 3'-end processing. Gene Ontology annotation, cellular component: integrator complex.
UGAUUUUUAAGGUAAAAACACAACCCCAAGCAGACGCGAUCCAAAUCCAGGAGUUCUGUAUUUCCAGGUUGGCACUGGAGAGGUGAAGUUCUAACUGAAAAAGGUGGAGGGACUCAACCGGGCAAGGGAUGCCAGGCCAACAGAGAAACUUAAGAGUGGGUUAGUGGAUCCCUAGAAAUUCGAGUGGAAUCACGCCUUAAGAGCGCAUUUCUCUAUAGCUUUCUGUCUGCAUUCGGAUUGGGAAUACUGGGAUCGCUUUCAUCAUGCCUACAGUGGUGGUAAUGGACGUAUCUCUUUCCAUGACCCGACCUGUGUCUGUCGAGGGGUCCGAGGAAUAUCAGCGCAAGCACCUGGCAGCCCAUGGUUUGACAAUGCUGUUUGAGCACAUGGCCACAAAUUACAAGCUUGAGUUUACAGCUCUGGUGGUUUUUUCAUCCCUGUGGGAGUUGAUGGUUCCCUUCACAAGAGAUUAUAACACCCUACAGGAAGCACUAAGUAAUAUGGAUGAUUAUGAUAAAACCUGCUUGGAGUCUGCGUUAGUUGGUGUUUGCAAUAUCGUUCAGCAAGAAUGGGGUGGUGCAAUUCCUUGUCAGGUUGUUCUGGUGACAGAUGGCUGUCUUGGCAUCGGUAGAGGGUCUCUGCGGCACUCCUUGGCUACUCACAACCAACGCAGUGAGAGCAACAGGUUUCCGCUACCUUUUCCUUUUCCAUCUAAGUUGUACAUCAUGUGCAUGGCGAAUCUGGAGGAGCUUCAGAGCACUGAUUCCUUGGAUUGCCUUGAACGUCUUAUAGAUUUAAACAAUGGUGAAGGGCAGAUUUUUACUAUUGAUGGUCCCCUGUGCUUGAAAAAUGUACAGUCUAUGUUUGGAAAGCUGAUAGAUCUGGCAUAUACGCCUUUCCACGCUGUUCUCAAGUGCGGCCACCUAACUGCUGACGUGCAAGUCUUCCCCAGGCCAGAACCUUUUGUAAUAGAUGAGGAAAUUGAUCCUAUCCCUAAAGUCAUUAAUACAGAUUUGGAAAUAGUGGGAUUUAUUGAUAUAGCAGAUAUUUCAAGUCCUCCAGUUCUGUCCAGACAUCUGGUCCUACCUAUAGCACUUAACAAAGAAGGUGAUGAGGUGGGUACUGGUAUAACUGAUGACAAUGAAGAUGAAAAUUCAGCCAAUCAGAUUGCUGGCAAGAUACCCAACUUUUGUGUCCUGCUUCAUGGCAGCCUAAAAGUGGAAGGAAUGGUGGCGAUAGUUCAGUUAGGUCCUGAAUGGCAUGGGAUGCUCUACUCUCAAGCUGACAGCAAGAAGAAAUCAAACCUCAUGAUGUCUCUCUUUGAGCCUGGCCCAGAACCUCUCCCAUGGCUAGGGAAAAUGGUGCAGUUGGGUCCAAUUUCAGAUGCUAAAGAAAACCCUUAUGGUGAGGAUGAUAAUAAGAGCCCGUUCCCCCUGCAGCCCAAAAACAAGCGCAGUUAUGCCCAGAAUGUGACGGUGUGGAUCAAACCCAGUGGCCUGCAGACAGAUGUACAGAAGAUUUUAAGAAAUGCAAGGAAACUACCUGAAAAAACACAGACAUUCUAUAAGGAGCUGAACCGUUUACGAAAGGCUGCCUUGGCCUUUGGUUUCCUGGACCUGCUCAAAGGGGUGGCAGACAUGCUAGAAAGGGAGUGCACACUGCUGCCCGAUACGGCUCACCCCGACGCUGCGUUCCAGCUGACCCACGCUGCCCAGCAGCUCAAGCUGGCCAGUACUGGCACCUCUGAGUACGCUGGGUAUGACCACAACAUCACACCUCUGCAGACAGACUUCUCUGGGAGCAGUGCAGAGAGAAUAUGACGCUGACUUUGGAAGCGUUCCUUCUUUUUUUCAAGUGAGAAUGAUUUCGGGUAAAAACUUUCUCAGUCUGCUCACCUCUGCAGUGGCUACCCGAAGACCUUCCCGAGACUGCCUGAGACGCACCCCUCACAGGUUUGACUCUGCUACUCCAAGAAUGUUCUGCAGGUGGGCAGCUGCUUUCUGGAGCUCAGAGUCUUUUAAAUCCCAAAGACAACUGUUGCUCCCACGAUGGGAACAUCUCCUGAAACGCUUGAAGGACUGACAAGUGUAGAGCCCUCUCCACCAUCCUCAGGAAACCCAACAGCUUGGGUUCUGUUCCUGAAACACCUCUCCACUCCUUUCCUCUCCCAACCAUAGGGACAUUUUCAAGUACCUGUGGUUGGGAGAGGAGACUUGCUAAACACAAACCCAACAUUCCUAAGUUUCAGAAGUUCCUUAAAACUUGGGCAAAAAAGUCAGUGGCAACCCUUAGGGUGCUUUUGGUGUAACCUGAGAUACAAACUUAAAACAACCAAACUUAUACAAACAAGCAACCAUAAA